This is a messenger RNA of Leptidea sinapis, 3543 nucleotides long. It is a transcript of the gene Pif1A, whose product is annotated as rootletin. NCBI's taxonomy places the organism in Eukaryota, Metazoa, Arthropoda, Insecta, Lepidoptera, Pieridae. Bases 304 to 3543 code for a protein of 1079 amino acids. The transcript has 18 exons. The record is from RefSeq and is a predicted model, not a curated record.
UCAGUCUCGACGUCCACUCCGCGCGGUUCGCCUGCUUACGAAAAAAAAACGUUCCAAAUUUAAAAAUCGCGCCAUUUUCUACUUACAAUCGAGAAAUUUAUUAUUAUAUUAAAUUAUUGAUCUAAAACGGGAGUGACGUGAUUUAAGUGCGUAAAAUUGUGGAUUUACAAUAAUUUCUGGAUAACUGAGGACUUUUAUUUAAGACCUAGAAAUCAAAGAAAGAGACGCAAAGGCAAAAGACACAAGGCAAAAACCGCGGACGAUCGAGACACACCGAACAAUACGAGCCGGUGACGUCACAACAUGGCGUCCACCGACACAUCGACCUCCAGUCAAUUAUCUGCCGUAGCAGCUGAAGAACACAAGCGCACCGUCGACGACGCUUUUCUAAAUAGACUGAAAGGCCUCGUCGAACGAUUGAGGCUUGAAAAUGCAACCUUAAAGAAGUCGCUCGAUGUCGAGCGGAGCGAAGUAAGAGCGCUGAAGGCCCGACACGAAAGCACAAUAAGAAACUUAAAGACUGAAUUCAAAAAGAGAGAAGAACUAUUAGACAAACAAAUUCGAACAGUAAGGCCAGAAAAGGCAGACGAUACAGUGAGCAAUAAACUUGUCGAACUCAAACGACUAACGACAGAAAUUCAGUCUUUAAAAGCGGCUAAUAAGGGUCUUCAAGAAAAACUUAAGGUUGCACAUGCGGCAGAAUGCGCACGAUCUGCAGAGCUGCGCGCGCAGGUCGCGAAACACGCGGCCUUAGAACAAGCGGGCAGGAAAGAUGCGCGCGCACAGUGCCACAAAUUGCUGGAGGAAAUAAAAUCGAAAGAGCGGGUCAUCAUACACCUGCGGAGAGAGAUUGCCAGGACAUCGCAACACGAACAGGCGCAGAGGAUGGAAUGUGAAACGUCCGAAUACAGGAAGCGUGGUGAUCAGGGAAAGGAGAAAAGUAAUAGAGCAGAUCUGAAAACCGACAUCCAACAUAGAAAGGAAACGUUUUACAGGGAGGCCCCGUCGGACGGUGAUUCGGCGGUGUCUUCUGCGCCGGCUUCAUUGUCUCCACAGCCGCUCGUCGAUAUGUGGUCAUGCGGUCAGUGCCGCAGUUCGGCCGAGCGCGCGGCGGCCGCUGCUCGCGAGUGUACGCGGCUGUCAGACGCGCUUCGAGACGCGAGAGACCAACUCGAGCUCAUGGAGUUUCGACUGCUCGAGCUAGAAGACGCACAUCCCGAGAAGGGCGCUAGGGACAACCUAACAGACUCGGAUUCGGGCUGCGUGUCCCCAGGCUCCCGAAUAAAGGACUCAGCAUCACCAGAACUAAAACGAAUGGAUUCUGGAUACAAAUCACCGAAUGCACCAAGCAGUCCCUGUAAUCCCAGAAGACAAUUAAAUACACCGCAAGAUGACUUCAAAGAGGACUUCGCAAAAGCACAAUUGGCGGAGGUUUUGGAUAGAGAUUCUGAGACCAGCUCUCUGAAGAGUAAUCCCGUGAAAGAACAUCUUGAACAAAUGAUCCUGAAUACAGUUUCGGUGGAGGACAGGAGUUGCUUGGAGCAGAUUCUGAUGAUGCUGUACAAUUAUCAAGCGUUGAGUAGCUCUGUCAGCGAGGAAGAGUUUUAUCAGCAGACGAAACCGAAGAGGAUAUGUGAUUUAAGAUCACGACCGGACACUGAUUUAACAUCGAAAACUCAAAAGGCAAUAGCAACUGUCACACCAUACAAUCAAAAAGGAAAAUCUGAUUCACUCGAAAGCCUUUGCGAAGAUAGAAAACCAAGCAAUUUACUACAAGAGAGUGGUAUCUUCGAAGGUGUUGAAAGUGAAACAAAAGAGACUCAGACCGAUCUUAACGAUAGCUUUGAAUGUAGCGGUGAGCUAAACACCGAAAUACAACGACUGAAUAGCAUAAGAGAGAAACUAGAAAGGCAGAGUAGGAAUAGGACGCUUAGUUCGAAAGACGAAGUUGACGGUUUAGAAUGUAAGUGUGUUAAGUUAGGGAAGAAACAUAAGCAGUAUUACGAAAGAAGGCUUAAGUUCCUGGAGGGCAAGAUAUCGAUAUACGAAGCGGCACAGGAUAUUAAAGAAUCGAAACUAGCGCAGCGAUUGCAGAAGGAGUAUUUGCUUGAGAAUAGGAUACAAGAGUUGGAAACACAGCUAGCCGACCUUCAAGAUAAAUAUGAAAGAUUAGAAGAAGAUUGUUGUGAAUUAGAAGAAAUCGAAAAUGACACCCGACUACAUUGGCAACAGCUUGAAAUGGACUAUGAGCUUUGUUCAGCGCAACUAAGAGAUAUGACGGAGCAGAGGGAGUGUUCGAGGGCGCAAGCCGAGCGGCUUGUGGAGGAGUUGAACUCGAGAGAGUGCGCGCUGAGGGAGCGAGAGAAUCACCUGAUGUCACGCUUGGCAAAUUUGGAGCGCGCGGUACCUGCCUUGAUAUCAUGGAAUGUUAUCCGGGCUAUCGGUGCAACUAUCUCAUCAUGCAAUAAGGGAGUAUUGAUAAGUCGUAUGGGCCCCUUCGGUCAGGACACAAGAUCGGCGAUAGCAGUUAUAAAGCAGAAUUCGGUAUGCGAGCAGAGGAAAUGUUCCGCGAUGAUAACCUGGAAUGAGAUGCAGGUCACCAGUGGCGGUACCGUGCGCCAGUUGGAGAAGCAGAUCACCAAAUUAUUAGCAGAAAAGAAACAGAUUGAAAGACAGUCAGGUGAAGUGAGAAAGAAAUUGGAAGCAAAAGUGGCAAAACUUGAAGGUGAUCUUGAUACCUUGAGGCGGCAGGUCGCAGCCACUAUCAACGGUGCUGACAUAAAGAAGGAUAGGAUUGAAGAGAAGAUAGUAGAGCUAGAGAAGAAGAUUCGCCGUGAGGCAGAGAAUGAAAAGGUACCAGCGGAUCCACUUACUAGCAGCAAAGUCAACGCACUUCUUAUAAGACAACAAGAGAUGAAGAACAGAAUAGCAGAACUAGAGAAACGCGAGACGGCGUACCUCGAAAUGUUAUCGCAAGCAGAUGACAUGUGGGCAGAGAUGGAGGGCAGUUACAAGAAGAAGAUAGAAGAGUCACAGAAUAUCGAAAAUGGUUUGAAGAAUAAGGUUUGUAAGUUAGAAUCAGAACGGGACCAAUGGAAGAAGUGCUUAGAGCCGCUAAAAAAGAAACUUCGUGAAAUUGAGGAGUCUGAAUCCGGUAUGAGGAUAUCGUUGGAGAAGGCAGAGAGAGAUGCAAAGGCACUGAAGGCUCAGAAUACGAAUCUAACAGCGAUGUUCGGCAAAGCUGAUGCUGAGGCUAAGAAGGCCGAGGCAGCAUUCAAGUCUCUUGAUAUGAAAUUUAGGAAAGAAGUAGAACAACUACGUAGACUGAACAAACAGUUGGAUGAGGAUCUGAAAGGCCAACGAGAAGCGUCUAAGAAGACCGAAGUAAAAUUUGCUGGAGAUCUAGAUAGUAUAAGGAAGGAACUGACCAGGGCUUGCAAAAAUAAUCAAGAUUUGGAAGUCACUAAUAGUGAACUUAAAGAGGAGGUAUGUUUGCAUAUUUUUAAUUUUUGGUCAUGGUACCGAUUAAUCGAAUAUGAGUAA